CUCUCUCUCUCUCUCUCUCUGUCUCUCUAUCUAUCUAAUCUAAUAAAUCCACCAAAAUCCCAACUCUGAAAAUCCUCCAAAUUUGCUCCACUCACCCUACCCUUAACCCACUACGCAGCACCUUAAACCCUGGGAGAGUGUCUCUCUCUCCCUCUCUCUCGCUCUCUCAUGGUGGUUAUUCUCCACCACCAGUGCAGCUUGCCUACUCAAGGUCCAACAACAUCAUUGUGUCCUCACUCACAGCCCUAAUCUCCGGUCAGUCAUUCUUCUUUCUCCUUUCCCUCUCUUUCCGAUUCUAUCAAUGCUCUUAUAAGACUUCAAAAAUAUUUAUUAAAGAUAUAUAAAAAUCUAACCACGGUAUGGAAUUCGAACCAAUAAACAUUGAAAAUGAGGUGAUCGAAUUCGACAUGGGUUCUGGUGAAGAAGAAGAUGAAGAAGAUGCAGAUGAAGAAGAAGAUGAAGACGACUAUGACGAUUACAAUGAUGAUAUGGUCGAUCACUCUUCCGUGGCUCACAAUUUCUUGUUUUCCAAUGCGGAACUCGAACCUUUUGAGGGGUUGGAGUUCGAUUCUGAACAAGCUUCUCGAAUUUUCUACAACUCUUAUGCGCGUCGUGUGGGUUUUAGUACUCGAGUCAGUGUGUACCAGCGCUCUCGUCGCGAUGGCUCCAUCAUUUGCCGCCAGAUUGUCUGCUCCCGGGAGGGUUUUCGUCGAGAGGGUGGUGAAAACAAAUCCAAGCGCCAGCGGACCAUCACUAGGGUUGGUUGCAAGGCUCAUAUCACUGUUAAGAAACAACUUUCUGGGAAAUGGGCUGUCACCAAACUCGUCAAGGAACAUAACCAUGAGCUUGUUCCCCCUGACAAAGUACACUGCCUCCGCUCCCAUAGGCAUGUCUCCGGCCCUGCUCGCAGCUUGAUUGAUACCCUUCAAGCUGCAGGGAUGGGCCCUAGUGGGGUUAUGUCUGUCUUGAUUAGGGAAUCGGGUGGUAUUAACAAUGUUGGUUUUACAAAAGUUGAUUGCCAGAAUUACAUGAGCAGCAGCAGACAGAGGACCCUUGGGAGUGGGGGUCAGCAUGUUUUUGACUAUUUGAAGCGAAUGCAGGCUGAAGAUCCUGGCUUCUUUUGCGCCGUUCAAGGUGAUUUUGAGAACACCUCGGGAAACAUUUUAUGGGCUGAUGCAAACUCUAGAAUGAGUUAUAACUAUUUUGGGGACACUGUCACAUUUGAUACAACAUAUAGAACUAACCGCUAUCGGGUCCCCUUCGCCCCAUUUACAGGAUUAAACCAUCACGGACAACCUGUAUUGUUUGGCUGUGCGUUGCUGCUGAACGAGUCAGAGUCCUCCUUUGUUUGGCUUUUCCAAACUUGGCUCGCAGCGAUGUCUGGUCGCCAUCCUAACUCUAUCACAACAGACCAGGACAGGAUCAUACGUUCUGCUGUUGCACAAGUGUUUCCGGGAACCCGCCACCGUUUUUGUAAAUGGAACAUAUUUAGAGAAGCCCAGGAGAAAUUGUCCCAUGCAUAUCAUGCGUACCCCUCUUUUGAAGCUGAAUUUCAGAGGUGCAUCGAUGUGACUGAGACACUAGAGGAGUUUGAAUCAUGUUGGGAGUCCCUCGUUGAAAGAUACCACCUUGGAGAUAAUGAAUGGCUUCAGUCGAUGUACAAUUCUAGACAGCAGUGGGUACCGGUUUAUCUCCGGGAUACAUUCUUUGGUGAGAUGUCUAUAACCCAAUCAAGUGAUAGUGUAAACUCAUUCUUUGAUGGAUAUAUAAAUGCAUCAACAAAUAUUCAUGUGCUAAUUAAGCAGUAUGAGAAAGCCAUGGGCAGUCGGUUUGAGAAGGAAGUAAAAGCGGAUUAUGACACAAUAAACACAGCACCAGUCCUAAAAACGCCUUCUCCUAUGGAAAAGCAAGCAGCUAAUCUAUAUACAAGAAAGAUAUUCAUGAAAUUUCAAGAAGAAUUAGUUGAGACUCUUGCUAAUCCUGCAACUGUAAUCGAUGAUAAAGGAUCUGAAAUUAUGUAUCGGGUGGCAAAAUUUGGGGAAGACCACAAGGCACAAUUUAUUAGGUUCAAUGUUUUUGAAAAGAAAGCUACAUGUAGCUGUCAAAUGUUUGAGUUUUCAGGUAUUCUUUGUAGGCACAUAUUAGCAGUUUUCAGGGUUACAAAUGUUCUUACGCUUCCAUCACAUUAUAUCUUGCAACGAUGGACAAGAAGUGCCAAAAGUGGGUUAGUAUUGGAUGAUCACAUGCUUGUAUUGCCUUGUAAUAGUCAAGAGUCAUCUGCUGCUCGCCAUGACAAUUUAUGUCGUGAAGCUAUCAAAUAUGUAGAAGAAGGGGCAGAAUCAAUAAAUGUGUAUAAUGUGGCAAUGGAAGCUCUACGUGAGGCUGCAAAGAAGGUUGCUUCUGCAAAGAAGAAUGGUCCGGGUGUCAUACAAAGCAGUCUGGCCAAAGAAAUUGAUCAGGAAGUGAACAUAAGUGAAAAUCAAAUUGGUCAGCUUCAGUCUUCUUCAAUGGACAAGAAAAUUCAGAAAUUGACUGCUGAGUUAGAAAACGCAAGUCAGCGAUGUGAAGCAUAUCGAGCAAAACUAUUAGAUGUGUUGAAGAUCAUGGAGGAACAGAAGUUAAAGAUAUCUGUAAAAGUUCAGAAUGCGAGGCUUAAUUUAAGAAGUUGAACUGAAGGGAUGACAGUCAUUCCAUUUCCAUGCUUUGUGUAUACAUUGCAGAAAUGGAAGGGCCGGGAAUUGGCCGGAUUAAACUCCAAUGUGCUUCCCCGUUGCUCUCUGCUGUUACAUAUUUCCGCUGUUAUAUAUUGUUUCCUUAGUUUACUGACAGAUGAAUAGAGGAUAUGAUUUGCUAGGCUAGUCUAGAAGAGUCAUGUUCCCUUUAGAGUCUAAUUGGAUGUAAUCAUUUAACUGUAUACUAGUUGACAAAAAUAUGUUGACAUGUUGGCAAAGUUUUCACUGUUAAGUGUUUGAUGUUCUUAAGCAUUGUAAUUUAUCUGUGAUCAGUAGAGUUGUUACCCCUUUGCUUGCAA
This is a messenger RNA of Camellia sinensis, 3031 nucleotides long. Its product is annotated as protein FAR1-RELATED SEQUENCE 5. Lineage: Eukaryota; Viridiplantae; Streptophyta; Magnoliopsida; Ericales; Theaceae. Gene Ontology annotation, molecular function: zinc ion binding. The record is from RefSeq and is a predicted model, not a curated record. Gene Ontology annotation, biological process: regulation of DNA-templated transcription.